Molecule: messenger RNA, 1615 nt
Organism: Lolium rigidum
Lineage: Eukaryota; Viridiplantae; Streptophyta; Magnoliopsida; Poales; Poaceae
Product: F-box/FBD/LRR-repeat protein At3g26920-like
Exons: 3
Coding region: 1-1494 (497 amino acids)
Molecular function (GO): protein binding
Source: RefSeq, a predicted model, not a curated record
AUGGAGAUCGAGGCCAGCGGCCCGUGCUCUAGGAAGAGGAAGUUCGCGGGACUGGGUUCGCUCGAGGCGGGGGCGGCUCCAGAAGGACCUACGGCGGGGGACCAGGACCAGGAGCCGCCGCCGCCGCCGCUGCCCGGAGCGGAAGGAGGCGGCAGCGACCGAAUCAGCGACCUCCCCGACGCCGUCCUCGGGGAAAUCAUCUCCCUCCUCCCCACCAAGGAAGGCGCGCGCACCCAGGUCCUCGCCUCCCGGUGGCGCCGCCUCUGGCGCUCCGCCCCUCUCAACCUCCACUGCACUCCGUACCUAUUCCACAAGGAUGCCCUCGACGCCAUCAUAUCGCGCAUCCUCGCCGUCCACCAGGGUCCCGGCCGCCGCUUCUGCGCGCCCGUGUACCAUCUCCACGGCGACCGAGCCGACGCCUGGCUCCGGUCCCCUGCCCUCGACAACCUCCAGGAGCUUGAGCUGUGCAGCUACACGUAUAACUUACCAUUUCCACCGGCAACGCCGCAGCCACUGCCGGCGGCUGCCUUCUGCUUUUCUGACACCCUCCGUGUUGCCACCAUCGGACAGUGCCACCUUGCUGACAGCACCGUCCAAGCGCUUCACUUCCCCAAGCUUCAGAAGCUCGCGCUUAAAAUGGUCAGCAUCUCCGAAUCCUCGCUGCACGCCCUCAUUGCUGCUUGCCCCACUAUGGAGUGCUUGAUGAUUCACAAUAGCACUGGCUUCACUUGUGUCCGAAUCAAUUCCAGUAGCCUUCGAAGCAUAGGUGUGAGAGGUUAUAACAAAUUUAGGGAACUUGUUAUUGAGAAUGCCCCUUCUCUAAAAUGUUUGCUCCAACUUGGUUUCUGUGGUUUCCUGACUAUAUCGGUAAUCUCUGCGCCUAAAAUGGAGACAUUAGGCUACCUUUCUUCUGGUUCUAGUUCCAGGCUCGUGUUUGACAGCACAGUUAUUCAGGGAUUCAAAGUUGAUAGCUUUACAACAACGGUAUGCACUGUCAAGAUCUUAGCUGUUGAAAUGGAUGCUCUUAGUCUGGAUGCUGUUAUUGACUUGAUGAGAUGCUUUCCGUGCUUGGAAAAGCUGUACAUUCAGUCGAGUGGACCAGGGAAACCCAACUUGUGGCGUCGUAAACACCAGAAUCUUAUAAGAUCUCUCGACAUCUGUCUGAAGACAGUUGUUUGGCGGUAUUAUCGGGGCAUCAAGUCACAUGUUGACUUUGCCACAUUCUUUCUACUAAAUGCUAGAGUGCUAGAGUUAAUGACCUUUGAGGUUCUUGACAAAGAUUACAAUGAGGCUUUUUUUGCACAACAACGUGAGAUGCUUCAGGUGGAUAGCAGGGCCUCGAGAGGUGCACGGCUUUGUUUCACAUCGUAUUGGUCUUGGUCUUACUACAAAAUGCUGGAUUCUAGUGUCCAUGAUUUGGAUCUAGCUGAUCCCUUUGAAAGGAGUCAUCCUUUGAAAGCAGAUACCAGCUUUGUGCUUUGUGGUACCUAUUAGUAGCUUGGUUAAGUUUGUAGUAUUACCUUGGAACCUUAUGGAAGUUAAACAUGCUAUUCAUGAUGUUAGUUCUGUUGAAACCAACCUGUGCUGAUGUGCACUUAUUUGAAACCCCUUUUCA